AAUUACACAGCGACAACUUCGACGAUUCAUCACCACACUUCUGUCCGUCCCGGAAAGCCUAGAAACGCCUGGAAACCGCUAAACCUUGCCGGGCCGAAAACCAUGUAAAUAAUCUGUAAAAUCGCAGUUUUCUACCAAAAAUUAAGCCCGGGAAGCCCUAAAUUUGUUCCGGAAACGGCCACUGGAAAAUCAGAAAGUCCGCCGGGAAAUCACUUCCGGCCUGUAAGAUGCCUUCAAGUGCGGCCUGUAAGAGGCCGGAAAAUUUGGUGGAGGGUCUGAGCUCGAAGGAUCCAGGAACGAGGCUUAAGGCUUUGAGAGAUUUGAAGAACCAGAUUAUAGGAAACAGGACUAAGAAGCUGCGUUAUGUGAAAUUAGGUGCAGUUCCAUUGGUGAGUGAGAUGCUUGAAAGUGGCUCUGAGUCUGUGGUUCUAGUUCAGGCUAUUGCAACCCUAGGUAGCUUUGGUUGUGGUCUAGAUGCAGGGGUCGAGGCUAUAGUGAAGAGUGGUGCUCUUCCUUAUCUUUUCUCUACUCUUGCAAAUCCUGAUGAGAAGGUUGUGGAGGCUGGUGCACGAUCUCUAAGAAUGAUUUUUCAAUCAAAACUAACCCCCAAGUACAACAUUCUAGAGGAUAAAGAGAUGGAUUUUCUCUUCUCACUUCUUAAUAGCGAGAAUGAGACUGUAACAGAACUUGCUGCUAGUAUCAUUAUGCACUCGUGUGAAACUACUGAGGAGCAAAAAGCAUUAUGUGGUUCUGGGGUUUUAGAUAAACUUGCUCUUCUGCUUGAAGGCUCUUCAAAUCAAAGGGAUGCUAGCUUAGAUUCACUGGCAUCUGUUGUCAAGAACAAUAGGGAAGUUGUCUCAAAAUUUGUGGGUCUUCACAAUGGAAAAGUCUUGAGUUCUGUAAAUGGGUUAACAAAGGACAGAUCUCCUCGCACGAGAUUGCUUGCUUGCUCUUUAUUGAUAGCUUUAGGUCGGGCUUGUCCUAGCCAAUUGCAAGACAUAGAAAGUAAGGCUGAUUUGGUGAGGAUAUUAGUUGAGCUUGUCGAAGAGCCUGGCCGUGCUGGUGAUGAAGCUCCUAGAGCAUUGGGUGAUCUUAUAGAAAAGAGUGAAGAGGUGCAGAAACUUGCUUGUUCUGUCAAUGCUGUUGAAAAGCUUUGCAAGUUCUUGCAUAAAGGUUCAAUACAAGCCAAACCUCUCGCAGGAAUAUUACAUGCUUUGGCUGAGCUAUGCUCAAAUUUGGAGGAUAAUCGGCGUCUGUUCCUGUCAUUGCAGGGAUUGCCCUUGGUAGCUGAAAUGCUUAACCAUGAGUCUGUUGGAGUGCGUAUUGCAGCUUGUAUCUGCAUCAGAAACAUAUCCCGUUCUGUCAAGAACUUGAGUGAUGGUCUUACAGAUAAAAGCAUUGUUAUCCCUCUCAUUCAUCUCUUUGAUGAUCCAUCUAUUGAAGUACAGGUUGCAGCUCUUGGUGCCACUAGCAACAUUUUAGUUCAUUUUACCACUCACAAAUCAAUUGUCUUUGAAUGUGGAGGUGUUAAGCAACUUGUUAAGCUGUCCAGUUCGAUGGUUUCAGAGCUCAGAGUAAAUGCAGUCUCGGCUUUGAGGAACUUGAUGUUCCAGGCUGAUAAGAUGUGCAAAGAAAAUAUUAUGUUGGAGCUGACUAUAUCUACGUUGGCAAGCCUGAUAUGUGAUCCAGAACCAUUUGUCCAAGAACAUGCAUUGGUUCUUCUGCGUAAUCUUGUGAAUGGAAAUGUUGACUGUAUCAAUUAUGUGUUCGCAGAGGAUGGUCUCAUAAUAAAUGCUGUUACGAGGCAAGUAUGGAAUGCCUCCAGUGUUGGAAUCUGCAUUCAGGGGAUUUAUGUGCUCGCCAAUAUAGCGGCUGGUGAUGAGUUCCACAAGGAAGAGGUUAUGCGUAUUCUUUUUCCUCUUCCAGAGGAUGGGCGCAAUCAGUCCAUUUUGAUCAAAUUUUUGCAGGACAGCAGCUCCCCGAAACUGCGGGUUGCUACCCUCUGGUGUAUCAUAAACCUAUCUCAUCUGGAUAGUCCUGGUGCAGUUGAUCGGAUUGCUAGAAUACGUGGUGCGGGGAUAACUUGUGCAAUAAAGAUCAUGGUCAAUGAUCCUUGUUUGGAUGUAAAGUUUCGGGCAAAGAUGGCCAUGGAUCAACUUAUGGCUUCUGGGAAUUGAUGUCUAUCUUCAUUCACAGCCCAAAGUGUUGGGUCCUUCUUUGGGCGCAAUUGGUGACAACUGGCCAAAGUAAUCUCUGGGUUGAAGAACAGUGGUUUUCUUGGACUUGGUUUCUGCCCAUUGCACUUGCAAGCCUGGCCGCCUUUAACUUUCCUCGAAGACAACUGAGAAACUCAUGCAGGUUAAUGAUAUCAUGGAUCUUGGUUCCAUUUCAUGUUUUUACAACUAUAUUGGAUUCUGUUCGUUCAGCAGAAGUGCAGUCAAAGAGUAGUAAUUACUGAAGGUGCAUGCAUUUUCCCUGUAAAUUUAGUGUAUUGUAACAAUUUCAAAUUUAGGACACAAUAUGCAGUAUCGCUAAACUCUUCCCAUUGUAUGUAUUCAUGUGCUAUGGAUUGUUAAUAAGCUGGGAUGGGUAAUUUUGUUACAUUCACCUGGGUGCUGCUUUUCAAUUGAAGCUCAUAGAUAUAAAAUAGUGAAGACUUGUCACCUGAA
Messenger RNA from Amborella trichopoda, 2669 nucleotides. RefSeq names its product ARM repeat superfamily protein. Gene Ontology annotation, cellular component: GID complex. NCBI's taxonomy places the organism in Eukaryota, Viridiplantae, Streptophyta, Magnoliopsida, Amborellales, Amborellaceae. Gene Ontology annotation, biological process: proteasome-mediated ubiquitin-dependent protein catabolic process. The record is from RefSeq and is a predicted model, not a curated record. Gene Ontology annotation, molecular function: protein binding.